ACUGACAUCAUUCUGCUUACCGUGAUGGCAUAUGACCACUAUGUGGCCAUUUGUAAGCCCUUGCAUUAUACUACUAUCAUGAACUGGCAGGUUUGUGGCCUUUUAGUAGGAGUGUCAUGGGUGGGAGGAUUUAUUCAUGCAACCAUACAGAUUCUCUUCAUCAACAAAUUACCUUUCUGUGGCCCUAAUGUCAUACAUCACUUUAUGUGUGAUCUGAACCCUUUGCUUAAUCUUGCCUGCACUGAUACCAACACUCUAGGGCUCUUUGUUGCUGCCAACAGUGGGUUUAUCUGUCUGGUAAACUUUCUCCUCUUGAUUGGUUCCUAUGCAGUCAUUUUGCACUACUUUAAAACCCAGAGUUUGGAAGCUCAGCAAAAAGCUUUAUCAACCUGUGUCUCCCAUAUUACAGCAGUUGCAUUUUUCUUUUUACUCUGCAUAUUUGAGUACCUGAGACCAGCAACUAGUUUACCCAUUGAUAAAGCAGUUGCUGUAUUCUACACUAUGAUAACGCCCAUGUUAAAUCCCUUAAUCUAUACCUUGAGAAAUGACCAGAUGAAAAAUGCCAUUAGAAAAUUGUGUAGUAGGAAAGUGAUUUCAGGUGAUCAAUAA
This is a messenger RNA of Bubalus bubalis (water buffalo), 609 nucleotides long. RefSeq names its product olfactory receptor 4C46-like. The record is from RefSeq and is a predicted model, not a curated record. Lineage: Eukaryota; Metazoa; Chordata; Mammalia; Artiodactyla; Bovidae. Gene Ontology annotation, biological process: G protein-coupled receptor signaling pathway. Gene Ontology annotation, molecular function: olfactory receptor activity. The transcript has 2 exons. The annotation marks the transcript as partial. Gene Ontology annotation, cellular component: membrane.